Messenger RNA from Nannospalax galili (Upper Galilee mountains blind mole rat), 2200 nucleotides. RefSeq names its product lysyl-tRNA synthetase (gene Kars1). The transcript is spliced from 16 exons. Bases 160 to 2034 code for a protein of 624 amino acids. Gene Ontology annotation, molecular function: ATP binding; lysine-tRNA ligase activity; tRNA binding. NCBI's taxonomy places the organism in Eukaryota, Metazoa, Chordata, Mammalia, Rodentia, Spalacidae. The record is from RefSeq and is a predicted model, not a curated record. Gene Ontology annotation, biological process: positive regulation of macrophage activation; lysyl-tRNA aminoacylation; diadenosine tetraphosphate biosynthetic process. Gene Ontology annotation, cellular component: mitochondrion; aminoacyl-tRNA synthetase multienzyme complex; cytoplasm.
UUUAGGUUUGGCCCGCCAGGAGCAUGGCUUCGUUGCAGGAGCCUGAAGUGAAAGUGGAUGGCGAGCCGAAACUAAGCAAGAACAUUGAUCGAAAAUGCAGCACUGGAGCAGAGAUCUAAAGUGAAGUGGUGGUAAUCCUUAGUUCCAGGGUGUUCUGCCAUGUUGAUGCAAGCUGCUGUCAGGCUUGUUAGGGGGUCCCUGCGUCAAACCUUCUGGGCAGAGUGGGGUCAGAGGGAACUUCGACUGGGUCAACUUGCUCCUUUCACAACGCUUCACAAGGACAAGCCACUUUCUGGUAAAAGAAGUGAACUGAAGAGACGACUGAAAGCUGAGAAGAAAGUGGCAGAGAAAGAGGCCAAGCAGAAAGAGCUCAGUGAGAAGCAGCUAGGCCAGGCUGCUGCUGCCACCAACCACACUGCUGACAAUGGCGUGGCCGCUGAGGAGGAGGCCCUGGACCCAAAUCAAUACUACAAGAUCCGUAGUCAAGCAGUCCACCAGCUAAAGGUCAAUGGAGAGGACCCAUACCCACACAAGUUCCACGUAGAUAUCUCACUCACUCAGUUCAUCCAAGAAUACAGUCACCUGCAACCUGGGGACCACCUGACUGACAUCACCUUAAAAGUGGCAGGUAGGAUCCAUGCCAAGAGAGCUUCUGGGGGGAAGCUCAUCUUCUAUGAUCUUCGAGGAGAGGGGGUCAAGUUACAAGUCAUGGCCAACUCCAGGAAUUAUAAAUCUGAGGAAGAAUUUGUUCGUAUCAAUAACAAACUGCGCCGGGGAGACAUCAUUGGAGUUCAGGGGAAUCCUGGGAAAACCAAGAAGGGUGAACUGAGCAUCGUUCCCCAUGAAAUCACACUGCUGUCCCCCUGCCUGCAUAUGCUGCCUCAUCUUCACUUUGGCCUCAAAGACAAGGAAACAAGGUAUCGUCAGAGGUACUUGGAUUUGAUACUGAACGACUUUGUGAGACAGAAAUUUAUCAUCCGCUCUAAGAUCAUCACAUACAUAAGAAGUUUCUUGGAUGAGCUGGGAUUCCUGGAGAUCGAGACUCCCAUGAUGAACAUCAUCCCUGGGGGAGCUGUGGCCAAGCCUUUCAUCACCUAUCACAAUGAGCUAGAUAUGAACUUAUAUAUGAGAAUUGCUCCAGAACUCUACCACAAGAUGCUAGUAGUUGGUGGUAUUGACCGGGUUUAUGAAAUCGGGCGCCAGUUUCGGAAUGAAGGAAUUGACUUGACUCACAAUCCUGAGUUCACCACCUGUGAAUUUUACAUGGCCUAUGCAGACUACCACGAUCUCAUGGAAAUCACAGAGAAGAUGCUAUCAGGGAUGGUGAAAAACAUUACAGGUAGUUACAAGAUCACCUACCACCCAGAUGGGCCAGAAGGUCAAGCCUACGAGAUCGACUUCACCCCACCUUUCCGAAGAAUCAGCAUGGUAGAAGAGCUUGAGAAAGCCCUGGGUAUAAAGCUGCCAGAAACUAACCUCUUUGAAACUGAAGAAACUCGAAAAAUUCUUGAUGAUAUUUGUGUGGCAAAAGCUGUUGAAUGCCCCCCACCUCGGACCACAGCCAGGCUCCUUGAUAAGCUUGUUGGAGAGUUCCUCGAAGUGACAUGCAUCAGUCCUACAUUCAUCUGUGAUCACCCCCAGAUAAUGAGCCCAUUGGCCAAAUGGCACCGCUCCAAAGAAGGUCUGACUGAGCGCUUUGAGCUGUUUGUCAUGAAGAAGGAGAUAUGCAAUGCCUACACUGAGCUGAAUGACCCCAUGCGGCAGCGGCAGCUAUUUGAAGAACAAGCCAAGGCUAAGGCUGCUGGUGAUGAUGAGGCUAUGUUCAUAGAUGAAAACUUCUGUACAGCCCUGGAAUAUGGGCUGCCCCCGACAGCUGGCUGGGGCAUGGGCAUUGAUCGCGUUACCAUGUUUCUCACAGACUCCAAUAACAUCAAGGAAGUACUUCUCUUUCCUGCUAUGAAACCUGAAGACAAGAAGGAAACAGUAUCAGCCUCUGAAACACUGGAAAGCACAACAGUAGGCACCUCUGUAUAGAAAAUAACACAGCCUGAGCACCUCUGCAUUUCAGCAAAAGCUCUGGUCGGAGGGAUUCAUGUGCGUUGCCAGCCAUCAUACCACUGCAGUUCAACCACCACAAGAGUUUCAUUUUACCUUGUUACCAAAUAAACCUUGUUUAGGAACCAUGUGUUCUCUGAACAAA